AUGUUUUUCUACUCCGGCCUUCGUUGCUGCUUCGCCGCGAUGGCGGUGGAUGCGGCGCGUCGUUACGCGGCAGAGCACCAUGAUGAGAGGGAAGAUCACGCAGCCGACACGGCGUUGUGGCUUGACGACACCGCUGCUGAGCGGCGGGCGAUGGAAGAACACAUCCGCAGCCCCGCAUACAAGGAGUUGCACCGCCCGGCACUAACCAACGCGGCAAUGGGGCUCUACGGCGGCGAGCCCGGCUUUGAAAAGGCACAUCGUGUGUGGGUUGACCCGGACAGACCACACAUGAAGCAUAUCUACAAUCAGACGGCCCUUGCGAAGAAUCUUCGCUACGCCCGCUACGGUUACUUUAAGCGCGACAUGCACAUUCUUGACAUUGACAAGCUCGUCCGUCAUGCACGUAUGCUCCCAACACCGGGUCGUCUUCUGACGGACUUUUUGUAUCAGCGUGUGCCACUACCUGACAAAAGUUGCGCUGCCCUUAUCCGCUUUCAGCGCCAACAGAUUGAGAUGUUGGAGGAGUGGGAACGACACGCGAGCUUUCAGUGUGCUGCCGAGAUGUUUGAGCGUUUGAUUGUAACAAAUAUCCCUCCAGUGGAGGUGGGCGUGGAGACACACGCGGAGAUGGUGCUCUGUGCAGCCGCAAGCGGCAAGUGGGAGGAGGGAUGGGAAGUGUAUACGCUUCGGGCGCGCGAGAUGGAGGCAGAAUCUCCCGGUUCCUUUACCCUUAACACGUACUUUUUUGAUGCCGUCCUGACGCUCUGUGUUGCGGCUUCUCGUGUGGAUGAGGGCAUCUCGAUUAUGGAGGAAGUCAUCACGCGGAACUUGCGGCCGCGUGCAACCAUGUUAGAUAAGGCCAUGCUCUUGUGUGCGAUGGGUGCCGAAAGCAUAUCUAAGAGGGAGGAAACGGAAGGCGGCACUGAGCAACAGCUACAGUUGGAGCGGAAGAAAUUUGAGCAACGCGGCCUUGAGCUUUGGGCUCUCUUUGAUUUUUACCAACUUCCACGUUCAACGGCGUCUGUUUUGUCGUACAUGCGUAUGUGCUGCGCCCUGGAGAAACCGACACUUGUGCUGGAGGCACAGAGUUUUGCAGAUACGGCUGGUAUCCUUCUCUCUUUGGAAUGCUUUUACUGGUUGGUUUACGCCCUUCGCGGAGUUACUGACUUUGGCGAUUACAUUAUGGAUGUGUUUUCACAGUUAACCCCGCGUGGUCUUACACCGGAUUUUGUUCUCUUUACUUUGGCGUUUAUGCACUGCGCGUUGCAGCGGGAUGGAGAAUUGGCACUUGCCGUUUACGACCAGCAUUUUAUUCACAUGAAUAUAAAUCCCACUCCAGAGAUGACACUUCUUUUUAUUCAGUCAUGUGCUCAUUGCGAGGAACCGCGUGUAGCGAUGCUGGAGCGCUGCGAGAAGAUGUUACUUCGUCUUGAAGAGGUGGGAAGUAGUGUUGACUACAUUGUCCUGAUUUACGAUCAGUUUCUUGAGCUGUGCGGCCAUUUGGGGGCGGUGGCUUCGGGAUUUAGUAUGUUGAAGAAGCUUGUGGGUUUGGGCAAGCCUCUCACAACACGGAUGCUGAACUCCUUGCUGCUGGCCAAUGCGUACGCCACGCCGCCAAAUGGGUCAAUUGCCAUGACGGAGGAAAUUGUGAGGCUAUUCUCUCUUCUAAAGCUGCCACCCAACAAGGACACCAGCAUUUGUCUCGGGUUUUGCAUUGAGACUUUUGGGGACUCACCGUCCUUGAAUGCCUUCAGCGCUAUCGUACAUGCAAAAUGUGAGUCUGACGAUGACGCCUCUUUAUACGAUGAAGAUAUUCCCAUAUUACAAGUACCGCCAAACGAACUUCGUCAGUUGCGUACCGAGUGGAAGCUUCGACCUCGUGACAUGGUGUUGCGCCGUUUUGGACAGCACACGAAGUUUAAGGGAAAAGAAGCUUUGGAUGUGGGCAGCAUGCAUGGCAGCGUCGUCCCUUUUGGCCGCACACCCGGAGAGCGGCUCGUUUAA
This is a messenger RNA of Trypanosoma cruzi, 2004 nucleotides long. RefSeq lists its product as uncharacterized. Bases 1 to 2004 code for a protein of 667 amino acids. Lineage: Eukaryota; Euglenozoa; Kinetoplastea; Trypanosomatida; Trypanosomatidae. The transcript has a single exon. The record is from RefSeq and is a predicted model, not a curated record. Gene Ontology annotation, molecular function: protein binding.